UCACUCUCGCUCUCUCGCUCUCUCACAACCGAUCGCUGUUUCCGAUCACCGCAUCACUGAGAAUCGUCGCUCCCGAUCCGCUCUCUCUCUCUCUAUCUCUCUUACUCCCGUUUUACGUUCCUUUGUCUCUGACGCACGGCCAUCAAAAUACAGAGUUUCUUAUUAUGGGUGCAAGUGAAACCAUGGUAUUCUCGAAACAACUAGAAGCCACUUGUGGUAUGCAAUCAUGUGGGCUGUGGCACAAUUCUAUAACCAAAGUGUCUGAUGAUGGAAAGAAGGCUCUUCGUGCAGCAAUCAUGAAGAGCAGGUUUUCAGAAACUAUUUUAAAAGCGCAAAAGAAGACACUUUUUGACCAUGAUAAUAAAGUAGAUCCCUUGAAGAUGCAGCGGGAAAAGAAAAGAUUUGAAAGUAUACAACUUGAAGGUGAAUUAAGCAACUUAAUAUUUGCUCCCCUCCUCUCUUGUAACCCCUUUUUGCUCAUGUGAAUGACUAAAAAAAAAAGAAAAAAAAAAAAGGUAACUUAAUAUUUGCUUUACAUACGAAAAAUCAAGUGUACAAUGAUAUAUCGGUUUGUAAGGAUCCCAAGGAGCAAGUGCUUUACUUCGACUUUGCAAGACAAGCUCUUUAUGUAUUUU
This is a messenger RNA of Alnus glutinosa, 635 nucleotides long. RefSeq lists its product as uncharacterized. The record is from RefSeq and is a predicted model, not a curated record. Lineage: Eukaryota; Viridiplantae; Streptophyta; Magnoliopsida; Fagales; Betulaceae. Bases 165 to 485 code for a protein of 106 amino acids. The transcript is spliced from 3 exons.